AUGGGCAAUGUGUUUCUCGUGGUGGACCCCUCCAAGCAGGGCAUGCUGGGCGUCAAGGUCGAACCGUCCCCCUUCACAGGAAUGGGCGAGUGGGUGGGGAAGCAGCGACAGCAGCUGCAAGGGUCGAGCCCUCUCCCUUCACAGGGAUGGGGGCGAGGAGUGGCUGGGGCAGCAGCGACAGCAGCUGUCAGGGUGAGUGGUUGGGACGGCUGGGGUGUGGUUGGUGGGAGAUUCGCGGAUCCCUCUAACAGGGGCAUGCUGGGACGGAAGGGUGUGCUACCCCCCUCUCCCUCCCCCAACCGUUUUUUUUGCCUCUCCCCCUCCCUCCCACCCCCACACUCCCCCCUUACCUGA
Molecule: messenger RNA, 354 nt
Organism: Closterium sp. NIES-65
Lineage: Eukaryota; Viridiplantae; Streptophyta; Zygnematophyceae; Desmidiales; Closteriaceae
Source: the annotation of a GenBank genome assembly